Messenger RNA from Oldenlandia corymbosa var. corymbosa, 4363 nucleotides. The record is from the annotation of a GenBank genome assembly. Lineage: Eukaryota; Viridiplantae; Streptophyta; Magnoliopsida; Gentianales; Rubiaceae.
AAUAAACAAAAAAAAAAAAAAACUAGAAUAUCACUUUGCAUCCACACAAUCAUAAUGGAAUGACCCUCAACAACUACCCACUCAUCCCGGAAAACUUCAGCUGCAGUCUUGGAUUUUUUGAUUCCCAAUUCCUUUUCCAUUGCCAAUUUGGAUAUAUCCCCACUGAAGAACAACAUGUCCUCCUCCGCCCUCAUUUCCUGUAUUCAGUCAGCCAUUGAUGAUUUAGACUUUCUAAUCGAAAGCCACAGUCAGAUUCAUCAAAUCACUCAUUUCGGUUACUGGACUCUGAGAUCGAAACUGAGGAACAUCAAAAUGUUUGUUCAUUCCACCACAACGUUUGACAACCAUGACAACAGCCUGGGAUCUUUGUUGGUUACAACCGAAGCUGACGUUCGCAGAAUCGCAGAGGAAAUUCAACGUCUUCGUCUUCAUUUUGAUUGUUUGGUUGAUCCAUUGCUUAAAAGCCAGAGUUCAGACAUCCUCAAAUUGAUUGAACCUAUAAUGGAAAAUAUAGAUGAGUGGUAUCUCACUAUGUUUGAUGAUGAAACUCGCUUUUCGGCUUCUCUUACGAAGGAUCAAAUCUUCGAAAUCUUUGCAACCUGUUUGGAGAAUUUACAGGAGUUGCAUCUUUUAAGGAUAGAUGACGAACUGGACAUUUUCCAAGCAUUAGAAGCUUUGGAAGAGAAGCUGGCAUUCUUAAAGAACCUCAUUUGCUUUGCCACAAACAGAACCGUUGAUCCCAUAAAGGAUUUGCUGUCUCAUUCUCAGACUGUUGCAAUCCGCGCAGCAUAUCUAGUUUAUGCUUGUAGAUCUGGAUCUUAUAAACCCGCAGGAUUCAGAUUGGAAACCUCAACAUUUUUGCAAAAGAUGAAGCUUAUUGAGGAGAUUCAUGAGACUUACAGUCAAACUCUAAGCAGCUUAAAGUCUUCAGGAUUUGCUCCCCAUGCUCUCCAUCAAGACAUGGAUGAUGAUGAUUCUUCAUCUGUGAUGUUGAACGUCCUCGAUUAUCUGAUAUCUUGUCUGUGGAAGCUGUUAACACAGAACUCUUAUCGUGGUUUUGUUGUCAAGGAUCAACUCCAGGAGAUGUUUGAACGGCUUAGAUCGUUAAGAACUAUUCUGAAACAGCAACCCGAGGGAUUUCGGAUGGAAGUUAUGGAAGACAUUGUCGGUGUGGUAUGUGAUGCCGGAGUCUUGACAUUUUCAUGUUGCCAGACUGAGCUUACAGAAGUUGGUAUUGGGAUUCAGGAUUUGCUACGAAGAAUCCUGGACAUUUUGGUGAAAUUUGGAGACAAUGAUCGAGUAUCAACAUUUAACUUUCCAAAGACUGAUCCGUUGGGUUUUGUCGAUUUUGUUUUAGAAAGGCUUUCGAAGCUGACAAGUUGCAGAGUUGAACCAACUAUCAAGGGUUGUCUUCAAACAAUCCAGGAAGAGCUUGCAUCCUUGAGACUUUUCUUGGGAGAAAUUGCAGGGUUGCGCAACACACAUAAUGAACUCCAAAAUCUUUGGAAUCGUGUUUCAGAGGUGGCGUAUAGAGUGGAGGAUCUCAUUGACCACCUAAUGGUUGGUGAUCUUCCUGAUACUUCUUCUAUCUUGAAAGACAUUGAGAGCGUUAAGGAGGAUGUGUUGAAGACUAACCACAGCAAGUGGGGAGAAGAAGCAGAAGUCAAGGAAGUAAAUACAACGAUUGGUUAUCGGGUGCCAGAACAAAGAUCUCCCUCAAUAUCAAAUGAAGUGGUAGGGUUUGUUCAUGAGGAGAGCUCAAUUAUGGAUAGGCUGACAAGAGGAUCAAAGCAAUUACGGAUCAUUGUCAUUGUGGGUAUGCCCGGAGCGGGUAAGACUACUUUGGCAUCGAAGGUUUACAAUGAUAUUUCUGUUGCAAGCUACUUCUCUGUUCGUUCAUGGUUUCCUAUCUCCCAGGUAGUGGAUAAAAAGAAAAUAUUGAUUGAGCUCUUAACACAGAUUGAUCCCAACUACAGUUAUUCCGAGAUGACUGAAUAUGAUUUAGCAGAUAAGCUCAGGCGCACUUUGAAGAGAAGGAAAUAUCUUAUCUUUUUAGAUGAUGUAUGGCACAUUGAAGCAUGGAACAGCCUUAAAGAAUCAUUCCCUGAUGACUAUGUUGGAAGCAGAAUUAUCCUUACUAGUCGUCAUCAUGAUGUUGCUCCUCGCUCAAUGCUUGAUGAAGAACCUCUUAGUGUUCAACCGCUUGAUAAGGAAAACAGUUUGAAGUUACUAAAAAGCAAGUUAGUUUGUCAAGAUGCUUGUAGUCCUCCCUCAAGUGAUCUUUUGAAGCAAAUUGCUGAAUGUUGUAAGGGACUACCUCUGACAAUCGUCAUAGUAGCUGGAAUUUUGUCAGGCACAGAGAUGGAAGGCUGGGAUAAAAUUCUAGAUAGUUUGACUUCAGGCAUUGAAGCAAUUACAGAACACUGCAAGAACACACUGGACCUGAGUUAUAGACAUUUGCCUGAUUAUUUGAAGCCUUGCCUUCUCUACUUUGGCGCAUUUCAAGAAGAUGCACAGGUGUCAGCCAAGAAAUUGUUCCAACUGUGGAUAGCUGAAGGCUUUGUUCGGAAACAAAAAAUGAAGAGGGUCCAAGAUGUUGCGAAAGAUUUCUUAAAUGCUUUGAUUAGCAGAAGCUUGAUUAUUGUCUCCAAUCGAAGAUGGGAUGGUGGAGUCAAAUCAUGUCGCAUUCACGACUUAAUUCUUGAUUUUUGUGUGCAGAAAGCCAAAGACGAACAGUUUCUCCAUAUCCUAAAAGGGCAGGAUGAGCUUUUAGCAUUUAAUGAACCACAAAACCUACGGAGGUUAUGUAUUUUUUCAGACUCAAAAAGUUUCAAAGAGUCGAAGUUAUUUUGCCCUCGUGCACGUUCUUUACUUUUCAAUUACAGGGAUGGAGAGCAAUUGGACUCAACAGUGGUGCUAGAUAUGUCAUGCAUCACUCGCAACUUCAAGCUUCUCCGAGUGUUGGAUAUAGAGCAAAUUGAUAUAGGUCGUCGGUUUCCAAGUGAAAUAGAGCUCCUUGUUCAGCUGGCAUUCUUAGCGAUUCGAGGUCACAUGUCACUCAUCUCACCAUUCAUAGGUAAGCUCUCGAAUUUAGAAACUUUAAUAGCGGAUCCAUGUGGGAGCAACUUGUCAUUGCCAAGUAGUUUAUGGAAUCUGCAGAAUUUGAAGAACCUUUAUAUAAGGGGACGUGUUGCAAGUGGUAGAUUGCCGUUAGAAGAUCUUGACAGCCCUUCUGUUUUAUAUGAACUGGAUAGGCUUUCUGGAGUUUGCAUUCCUCUGGAGGUGAACAUUGAAAAAUUAAUGAGAAAAUUUCCAGACAUCCGCAAGCUGAAAUGCAACAUUUCUGUAGAGAACCAGGAUUCAAAGUAUCUUUACAAGAUUGUGAUUCCUGAUUUUCUGAGUCAGUUAGAGUCCAUCAGUGUUUCUGGUCAAAUCGGUUUUUGUGGUACAGUAGGGUUUUGUUUUCCGGCACAUCUGCGAAAAUUGUCAUUAUCAGAUUUUGUUUUGUCUGGGAGACUUAUUUCAGCAUUUGGUGAAUUGCCAAACCUUGAGGUCCUAAAAAUGAUUGGAGUCAAAUUCGAAGAAGGUACUUGGGAAUUGAAUGAAGGGGAAUUCUCGAAACUUAGAUUCUUGUCCUUAGCUUCUCGAGACCUUAUCAAGUGGAGGGCUUGCGAUGAUCAGUUUGAAUGUUUGCAGAUAUUGGUUUUGCAUGCCUGUACCCGUUUGGAAGAGAUGCCUUCUUGUUUGGAGUCUGUUUCAACACUCGAAACGAUUGAGAUUUAUGAUUGUUCUAAGACUGUAGAAAAGUUGGUGAGGGAGAUUGCAGAAGAACAGGAAAAUUACGGAAAUCCCCUGAGGAUUAUCAUUCAAUAGAUAAUUUUCUGCACCUUUUGAAGCUGGAUUUCACAGAACUGACAGAGGAUGUUUUGAAUCACUGGAACACAAUUGUUCCUGUGUCAAAUGAACAAGUCCAAUGUUCCAUCAGUGUUGCCAGUUGCUUCACUUGCUGAAGAUAUUCUGAGUUCAUCGUUGAGAAGAUACGUUGUUCUGAGGUAAUUGGCAUUGUUGAUUUCUGAAUCUUAGGAUAUUGGAAGCCUUUUUAUUUUGGGAAAGUCCUUGGACAGUGUUUGUGAUCUUGCCGGAAGUUGUAUCUUUUUUGACAUUUACGGUACUGAAAAUUCGGAUCUUGGUGGAUAUUAUUUGUAGACUGUUCUGAAGAUUUCUGCACAAGUCUGCAUUUCUUUUUCUGAUAAUUGGGAAUCUAAUUUACGCCUUUGAUGGAGUUAUUGCUUUCUAGUUUCAACAAUAUAUAUCACCCUGAAAUUAAAGCAGCUUCAUUAACACCAAGAAUUUCUCAUUUCCG